Messenger RNA from Trichechus manatus latirostris (Florida manatee), 1845 nucleotides. RefSeq names its product PNMA family member 8C (gene PNMA8C). Gene Ontology annotation, cellular component: cytoplasm. Lineage: Eukaryota; Metazoa; Chordata; Mammalia; Sirenia; Trichechidae. The record is from RefSeq and is a predicted model, not a curated record.
AUGGAGGCUGUGGCUGGGAGACACAGCGAGACUCUGAAGGCAAUGGUGCAGGCCUGGCCCUUCAGCCACCUUCCCCUAGGGGCUCUGAUGAAGUCUCAGCGGGCUCCCCAGGACGUGUUAAAAGCUGCACUGGAGGGGCUGGAUGUCCUGCUUGCCCAGAAGGUCCGCCCCAGGAGAUGGAAACUGAAAGUUCUGGAUUUACGGGUGAAUGCUAACACCAACUUCUGGAACAGGUGGUCUGGAACCUGGGACGGGUCCUCUGUGUGCUCAUUCGGGGAUCCAGAGGUCAGUCAGCCCAGGAUAAAGAGGAUAAAAGUGGACGAUUCAAGGACAGGGGAGAAGCAAACCUUGUUCCCCUUGGAGAUUCUCAUAGACCUGUGCCUCGAGGAAGCCACCCAGGAUGAAUUCCUCACCUUCCUCAUUAAGGGGAUCAAGCAGAAUUCUGACUAUGUGCAGGAGGUGGAAGUGAAUUACAUCUAGGAACUGUCCACCCUGGCCAGGUUUGCUCCUCACUUCGGCCAGAUGUUUAAACUGGCGAUGGAGGAGUAGGUGGAGAAGCUAGUUGCCCAGUUUAGCUCUCAGUUGCUCUGUCUGCACCAGCUCCAGAAGCUCUACCUGGGCUCUGUUCUCUUCCUCAAAGGCCAUCUGGAUCAGGUGCUUAGGUGCCUGAAGAACCCCUUGGAGACCCUCACAAUAACUAACUGCUUGCUUUUGGAGUCCGACUUGAUAUACCUUUCCUUGUGCCCAAACACCAGCCACCUAAGGUACCUGAAUUUGAGAGAUGUCAACCUAACUGGCUUAAGUCCUGAGUUCCUCUAAGUUCUGCUAGAGGAAAACUCAGCCACCCUCCACCACCUGAACUUUGAUGGGUGUGGGAUCACUGACUCCCAGCUCACCACUAUUCUGCCUGCCCUGGGCCGCUGCUCCCAGCUCACCACCUUCAGCUUCUGUGGAAACUCAGUCUCCAUGGCUGUCCUGGAGGGCCUGCUUCAGCACACCCUCCCGCUGAGCAAGUUCAGACUUGGGGUGUUUCCCAUUCCACUGGAGUGUUACCUGGGCAUCCAAGUGCUGCUGGACCCGGCCAAUAGCGGAGGCGAUGCUCGAGCUGUUGCCAUAGCGACCGCGGCCGCAGAGCAAAAGGAGGCGGUGACGUCAUUGCGGAGCAAGAACAGCGACCGCAGCUCCGAUGGGCAGCAGCGGGCGUACUGCUGCCUCCGGGAGCUGGGCAAGAUGCUGUUUGGCGUCAAGGACAUCGCGCUGUUGGAGCACGGGUGCAAGGCCCUGGAGGUGGACAGUUACAAGUCCCUGAUGAUCCUGGGCAUCCCGGAAGACUGCAACCACGAGGAAUUCGAAGAGAUCAUACGGGCCCCCCUGAAGCCCCUGGGCAAGUUCGAAGUGGCCGGGAAGGCCUUUCUGGAAGAAGAUAAGACCAAGGCAGCCAUCAUCAGGCUGGCGGAGGAGAUCAAUUACUCCGUGAUCCCCAGGGAGAUCAAGGGCAAGCGCGGGGUGUGGAGAGUGGUCUACAUGCCCCGGAAGCAGGACGUCGAAUUCCUCACCAAGCUGAACCUCUUCCUCCAGAGCGAGGGCAGGACCGUGGAGGACGUGGCCCGGGUCCUGAGGCAGGAACUGUGCCCAGCAGGGGCGGGUCCCAGCGGGCUGCCCGCGAGAAAGGUCUGUGUUCCCGGGCCCGGGAAGGAUCCGGGGGCUGCGGCCGCCGCUGGAGUGGACAGCGUGCCCCCUCUGGACUCCACAGAGGAGGAGAGCAAGGCUGGCGAUGGCAAGCGAGGCCAGAGGAAGCACAAGAAGAACCGUCGGCGGCACCGUGCAUCUGACAAGAAGCUGUAA